This is a messenger RNA of Vicia villosa (hairy vetch), 539 nucleotides long. RefSeq lists its product as uncharacterized. The coding region runs from base 48 to 395 and encodes 115 amino acids. The record is from RefSeq and is a predicted model, not a curated record. Lineage: Eukaryota; Viridiplantae; Streptophyta; Magnoliopsida; Fabales; Fabaceae. The transcript has 2 exons. Gene Ontology annotation, biological process: cell fate determination.
CCUCUCACAAAAUCACAAUUUUUCACUUUUAAACUCUCAAAUCUAAAAUGGCUUCAAUUUUCAACAUUCUCUCCAUCACUCUUUUCCUUGCCCUAGUUUUCCAAGCUAAUGGACAACCUUGUGCUUUGAAUGCGAUUGAGGUUAAACAAACCAAAACAUCAGGCUCAGCGUGGAAUGUUACCGUGACCAACAACUGUAUUUGUACUCAAUCACAAGUGAAGUUCAAUGCAAAUGGAUUUAAAUCAAGCACACCUGUUGAUCCAGCAAUAUUUAGCCAAGAUGGUCUUCUCAUUCAAGGAGCACCACUUUAUGGAUUUAAAUCUGUCUCCUUCACCUAUACUUCUGAUUCUCAAUUUACAUUUACACCAAUUUCUUCCCAAGUUGCAUGUUCUUAGAUGUUAGAAGAACUAUAAGUUAUUGUUAAACAAAAAUAAAGUAGUUACGGAUUGUUUAAGUUUUGAAACCACUAUGAGACAUUAUAUUAUAUUGUAAUAUCAAAUAUAUUUAGCCAUAUAUGAUAUUUUCUGUUUCUUUUUAAA